AUGAACUACAACAUUAUCUUCUCUCCGGUUUCCAUUCUUGCAAGAACCAUGUUUUUGUUCUUCCCCCUUCUAGCAGUCAAGAAACUGGAUACCAGAAUUUGCAGGCCAUUAAGUGAUGAAAAUUUCCUCGAGCUCGUCUCUGUUGGUUCUAAGCUUCGACAUGAGAAUUUAGCUGAGCUGGUUGGAUAUUGUUUGGAGCAUGGACAGCGGUUACUUGUGUAUAAAUACUACCAAAAUGGAACCCUUCAUGAAGCAUUGCAUUCAGACGAAUGCAUUGGUAAGAAACUGUCGUGGAAUACUCGAAUCCGCUUGGCUCUAGGUGCUGCACGAGCCUUAGAGUAUCUGCAUGAAGUUUGUGAACAGCCAAUUGUGCAUGGGAACUUCAAGUCUUCCAAUAUUCUCCUUGAUGAUGAUAUGACAGUGCGCGUUUCAGAUUGUGGUUUGGCUCCUGUUUCUCCGGAUGAGUACCUAAAACUGUUAAUGAACGACGGUUAUGGUGCACCUGAAGUGGAGUUGGGAGUUUAUAAUUGCAAGAGCGACGUGUACAGCUUUGGGAUCAUACUGUUGGAGCUUCUUACUGGUCGAAAAUCUUGCGAUAGAUCAAGGCCAAGAGGGGAACACUUUUUGGUGAGAUGGGUAAUUCCUCAGCUUCAUGAUAUUGAUGCAUUAUCGGAAAUGGUUGAUCCUUCCUUAAAUGGAGUUUACCCAACAAAAUCAUUAUCGCGUUUAAAAUUGUUAUUUCUAUAG
This is a messenger RNA of Impatiens glandulifera, 747 nucleotides long. Its product is annotated as protein STRUBBELIG-RECEPTOR FAMILY 3-like. Gene Ontology annotation, cellular component: plasma membrane. NCBI's taxonomy places the organism in Eukaryota, Viridiplantae, Streptophyta, Magnoliopsida, Ericales, Balsaminaceae. Gene Ontology annotation, molecular function: protein kinase activity; ATP binding. The transcript is spliced from 5 exons. The record is from RefSeq and is a predicted model, not a curated record. The coding region runs from base 1 to 747 and encodes 248 amino acids. Gene Ontology annotation, biological process: protein phosphorylation.